AGAUGCGGAGACACAGGAGCGUCGUCUGAAUGCUGUCAAGGGUAAGAACCUGUUGUAUCUAGCGAGCAACUCAUGGGCCGGGUCCAGUCCCACCUAUAUGGUGGAGAUGAUGGCGGACCUGCGCAAGCGAGGGUUGGUUAUCUAUGGUGUAUUUGAGACACCCACUGAGGAGAAGCCCGAAUGCACAUAUCUAGACCAGCUCAAGUCGGGCAACGCUGUUGAUCACGUUCUCUUCGCAAAAUUGAACUGUGAGGAGGCGGCGGCCAAUGUUUGCGAGGCUGUCAAACAUUUGGACGUAAAGUUCGAUGGUGUAUGGGGCGGUAGAGAACUGAUCCAGCCUGUUGUAGGUGCUGUUGCUGAGAUGCUGGACGCGCCUGGCCGCAACCCAGCACACUCGUACCAAAUGGCCCGUGACAAGUACAAGACACGUGUUGCCCUUGCCAACGCAGGCCUGAACACACCGAUGGCACACCCAAUCAAGACAGUUGAUGAUGUACCAGCAUGUGUCGAAGCGGUCGGAUUCCCAAUGAUCGUCAAACCUACAGCAGGUGCUGGCUCUGAGGGUGUGUACAAAGUGUUCAGUGAGGAGGAGCUCUCGAAUGCUGUGACGACGAUUCUAGAAGAUAUCAAGGGCAACCCAUUGCUAUCUACACAAGGAAUGACAGACUUCUGCCCCAUUAUUGCGGAGACUCUCUUAAUCCCCAUCAUCUACAACGAUCUCAUCCAAGAAUUUGACGUAGAUGUGCUCAUGUCCAAGGGUGAGGCAGUUUAUGCCAACGUCAUCGAUAACUGGAUUCCAGACGCGCCUUACUUCCAGGAUAAGGGAUUCAACUUCCCAUCUCUUGCACCUAAGAACGUGCAAGAAGAGCUUAUUGAAUACUCCAUCGCGUGCGUUAGAGCACUCGGCUUCGUCAAUGGUAACUUCCACGUGGAGUCCAUGUACACUGAGUACGGCCCUGCUCUACUGGAGGUGAAUCCACGAGUGGGUGGUGGCGAGAUCAAUGCUUUCCAUGAGCGUGUGUUUGGCGUGCACCCAAACCUUAAUUUCUUGCUCUCACUCCUAGAUAUCCCCAUCAACCCUCCUCGCUUCGAUGCACCUGCAAUGGGUCGUCUACACCAUUUCAUCAAUGCCCCUGUUACUGGUGUCCUCGAUGGUCUCACAUUCCUAGAUCACUUCGAAGGUCACAAAUACGUGACAAAGAUAGACUACAUAGCCACGGAAGGUGCCAGUGUGCGUGGUAUCGAUACUGGAGUACCACAAUGGCUGGGAGGCGUUGUUUUCGAAUUCCCUGAAGAUCAGAUGUUGACCGCAAUUGAAGAGCUCAAGGAGAUGAUGAAGGUCGCUGAGGACAAUACGCGAAAGCUCAUAACACCUAUCAGCAAGUUCCCGUUACAAAGAAGGAAAUCGAUUGUGCUCGAAGUCGAAGAAGACUUGGAACCAGCGCAAAAGCGCAAGGUCAGAAAGUCCAUCACCAUCGACGAUAUCGAUUUGGAGGAGAUCUUGGCGUUGGAGGCUUCCAUUUCCCAGGCGACUUUACAGUAGAUAUGUACAAUACCUUGCCUUUAUUGAUUGUUAUGCGAAGUUUGAUCGAUUUUGUAAGUCGGGAAUUAAAAAGUUUAUCUUGCAAUUGAUUUGAUCAAAUUGUUACCGAAUACCAAUAUCCGUUUGUAAUAAAAAUGAACAUUCUAGUA
Sphaeroforma arctica JP610 is the source of this 1692-nucleotide messenger RNA. RefSeq lists its product as hypothetical. The transcript has a single exon. NCBI's taxonomy places the organism in Eukaryota, Ichthyosporea, Ichthyophonida. Bases 98 to 1543 code for a protein of 481 amino acids. The record is from RefSeq and is a predicted model, not a curated record. Gene Ontology annotation, molecular function: metal ion binding; ATP binding.